GUUACGGUCAUUGUAUGUCCAUUAAUCUUCGCCGUCCGCUCAUGCGGCAUGGUCGACUUGAGACAAUAGACGCCGCUCACGGCUUCAUUGGCAAACGUGCCCACCAAUUGUCAUCCCUAAGUUUUUAGCUAUUCCUUAUACAGAUGAUACUCGUUACUCGACUCGCCUAGCAGCGAUACUGAGCGGCGAUAUUGUUGGCCCGUUUGCUUAGACUAAUAACAACCAAAAAAAUAGUAAUGCCGUUUCAGUAAUUUAGUUACGCACCGCGCACGGAUAUCUACCAUGGCGGCAUAGGUUGGGGAACUCUACUUUCAAAUCGUGCGGAAACUGGCGAGCACUAGGUAUUGUCUUCGUACUGGGCAGACCCCUGUGUUUGCCCUCAUGACUUGACCGGACAAGAAGCGACUAGAAUGUCGAGACCAGUGGUGUCAAGAUACGUUCCACAAGUUCCAGACGGCUGGGUAAAAUGCCCUCGUUUUGGCGAUCCUCGCUUCUUUGAGGGACUCAACAUCAUUCCAUGCAAGGUGCCGCUCAGUCGCAGGUUCGACCAGCAGGUGGGCCCAUCUGGACGAUGGACGCUUGCGGACGCCAUCAAACAAUUCCGGGGCUAUGGCAUGGAGGUGGCGACUGUGAUCGACCUGACCAAGAGCCGCAACUACUACGACUUUGGGCUGGAGAUGGAGGAGCUGGGCUGCCCGCCCAUCAGCUACUUCAAGAUCGAGUGUCGGGGUCGCGGCGAGGCGCCUCAGCCCUCCGAGGUGAACGAGGCGGUGUGGCACAUCUUCACGCACCUGUCCGACCCGCUGUGCCGGGACAAGUACAUCCUGCUGCACUGCACGCAUGGAUUUAACAGAACGGGCUACGUGAUCGUGUCGGCGCUGGUGCGGCUGUGUCGCGACCGCGGCAUGAGCGUGCGGCGGGCGCUGCAGCGGUUCGCGGAGUCCCGCCCGCCCGGCAUCUACAAGGACCACUACAUCAACGACCUGUGCAAGUACUACCACGAGACCAGGGACCCCCGCAUCAUCACCCCGCGUGUGCCCGCUUGGAAGGGCAACGAUGACGCGGAGGACGCAGCGGAUGCGGCCAACGAGGAGGCGGGGGCGGAGGGGGAGGGGGAGCAGGCCGCCCCCUCCCGACCCGAGGUGCACCACGAGGACAUCUGGUCCAUCGGGGAGCGGGUGUGUGCGGCGGAGGCGGAGUUCGUACAGCGGCAGGUGUGCCUGGUGCUGCCUUUCGACGGCGGCCGAGGCGGCCACCCGCACCACCCGCAGCAGCUGCGCUUCCCGGGCAUGCAGCCGGUGUCUCUGUCGCUGGACCGCAUGCGGGACCUGGUGGACAGGCGCUACCACGUGACCUGGAAGGCCGACGGCACCCGCUACAUGGUGUUCAUCCUGCCGCAGGGAACCUACGUCAUGGACCGCUCCUUCAACGUGGUGCGAUGCGAGAUGAGGUUCCCAUGCGGCACCCGGCGCCCCCCCGCCGGCCAGCGCGCCAUGUACCCUGUUGGCAAGCCGCACGCGUGCACGCUGCUGGACGGGGAGAUGGUGCUGGAUGUGGACCCCGAGGGGCGCCAGCCGCCGCGGCUGAGGUACCUCAUCUACGACGUGGUCAUGAUUAACAGCACGCCGCUGCUGGAGAAGCCGUGGAAGGAGCGCUACCGCGCCAUUCCCACCGACAUCACCAACCCGCGCGACGCGGAGCGCAAGUACAUCGAGAACUGGCGCCACCGGCCCUUCGACCCGGCGCGCGCAGAGUACGGCACACCCCCUCUGUCGUACGACUACUCCGCGGAGCCCUUCAGUGUACGGCAGAAGCCCUUUUGGCCGGUGUGGCAGAUUGAAAAGGUGUUUGAGCGGUUUCAUGACCCGCACAAGGUCGGGCACGAGAGCGACGGACUCAUCCUGCAGGGCUACGAGGACGCCUACGUUGCGGGCACCUGCGAGCAGCUGUACAAGUGGAAGUUCGCGCACAUGAACAGUGUGGACUUCCUGCUGCAGUGCGCCACGGUGCCGGCAGCAGGCGGGGGAGCGGAGGGGGGCCGGGUGCUGGACCCCUCCUCCCCCGAGCCGCUGCAGCUGCUGCUGCUGGAUCAGGCCAAGUCGCGGGGCGGGCGGAGGGCGUUCGUGCCGCUGAAGAACGUGGACCGGGAGGGCCACUACCGAGUGGAGUUCCCGCCCGAUGUGGACCCGCUGACCUACGAGGGGCGGCUGGUGGAGUGCACCUUCGACCGCGGGCGGGGCGUGUGGCUGUUCAUGCGGGAGCGCAAGGACAAGGACACGCCCAACGGGGACCGGGUGUAUCACAGGAUCAAGGAGUCCAUCAUCAACCACGUGGACCAGGAGCUGCUGGUGGGCACCCUCAAGCAGGCGCUGCUCGCACAGCCCUGCUACGCAAACGACCGGGCGCUGCUCACACCGCAGCAGCUGGAGCAGCUGAGGAGGGAGGUGGAGGCGUGGCAGCGGAACAUGCGGGAACGGGAGGAGCAGGAGGCCGCAGCCAAGCUGGCGGCCGAGCGCGCCAACCGGGGCAGGGGCGGCGGUGGAGGUGCCUCUGGGGGCCGAGGGGCCGUACACGAUGAGCAUGACGGCGGCGGCAGCCCCGGCGGUGGCGGAGGCGGCUUUGACGACUUUGAUGGCUACGAUGAAGCGGGUGCUGGCGGAGGCGGGGCGUACGGCGGCGGCACAUACCGGGUCUCGAAUGCCGUACAUUCUGGGGAUGGUGACGAGGAG
Astrephomene gubernaculifera is the source of this 2729-nucleotide messenger RNA. The record is from the annotation of a GenBank genome assembly. NCBI's taxonomy places the organism in Eukaryota, Viridiplantae, Chlorophyta, Chlorophyceae, Chlamydomonadales, Astrephomenaceae.